AUGUCGGUUGUAAUAAGGAAGAAAGAAUCGGAAAUAAAGGGCAGGCCGGCUCGCUUCCACACCCCGCCGGCCCGCCUACUGCUGUCUAUCCGCCCUGACCCCGCCUUGCUGGAAGAGUAUGUUCCGCUACCCACCCAAGACGCCGCCGUGCAGAGCGUCCCCAAGAUGUCCCAGCACGAGGUGAACACGGAGACCAUCGACUUCGCCAGCAGCGGGAUGAACCACACGGAGGGAGGCUGGCCGCGGGACGUCUCACUCACGGAGGACGACCAGAAGAUCCGAUACAAGAAGAAGAUUGAGAAGGACGAUGGAUACAUACACUCCAUGCUUCAACUGGGCGCGAGGAUCGAACACUGCAUCCGCCAAAACAACGCUAUCGACAUAUAUGAGAUGUACUUUGAGGAUGAGGAGGAGAGCGCCGUGGUGGAGGAUCCCGAACCUAUUAAGACGGUCAACGUGAUACGCGAUCCUCAUGCGGGGAGUCGGAUGCUAACCUCGCUAUCCUUCACGCCCGAGGGAGGACACAAGGUCGCCGCCGCCUAUUCGUCCAGCAGGUUUAUGGGACUCAGCGAACACACCCCGAGAAAGUCCUACAUUUGGGAUAUAAACACCAGUAGUCACCCGGAGCUGGAACUGUGUGGCCCGGCGUGGUUGCAAUGUCUUCAAUACAACUGCAAGGACAACAGCGUACUGGCGGCAGGCCUCAGCAACGGGCAGGUAUCAUGGUGGGACGCGCGCCAGGGUUCGAGCCCCGUUGAGUCUACUGGGUUAGCGAUAAGCCACAGCCAGAUGGUGACGUCCCUGACCUGGCUGGCCCACAAGACACGCUGCGAACUCUUCUCGGUUUCCCUCGACGGACAGGUUCUUUGGUGGGACACGAGAAAGUUAAGUCAACCCACCGAUCAACUAGUCCUGGACCCAGCUCGCGAGGACCCACCAAGCCACGCGCGGGCCCUUAGUGCAACGGCGUUAGAGUACGAACCAACCAUGCCUACGAAGCUGAUGGUAGCCACGGAGCAGGGGCAGGUUGUGGCGUGUAACCGGAGAGCCCGAAGCCCGCCCGAUCGAAUUAGUCUCAUAUACAACGCCCACAUCUCGCCUAUUUACGCUAUCCAACGGAACCCAUUUUUCCUCAAGAACUUUAUGACCGUGGGCGACUGGACGAUCAAGCUAUGGGCGGAGGAUUUUAAAGAGUCGCCUAUACUGUGGACCAAGCCAGCCCCCGCACAGCUACGUAGCGGCUGCUGGAGCGCCUCUCGAUCUUCUGUUCUGUUCACGGCUCGCUUGGACGGUGCUCUCGACGCCUGGGACCUCCUCACCUCCUGGACCACCCCCGCCUCAACGUGCCAGGUGGUGGACGAGGGCGUGGAGGUGGUGGUGACGCACGAGGGGGGGCGGCUGCUGGGGGCGGGGAGCCAGCUGGGCACUCUCUCCCUCCUGCACGUACCGCCGAGACUCGUGCAGCCCUCUGACAAACAUGAGAAACUCGCCUUUACUGCUAUCUUGGAGAGAGAAACGAGGCGGGAGAGAGUGCUGGAGGCAAGACACAAGGAGCAGAGACUGAGAGACAGAGUGAAAGGCGGAGGCGGGAGGGCGGCAGCAGCGGCGGCGGCGGCGGCGGUGGCGGUGUCGGGAGGAGCGGGUGGAGGAGGAGGUGGAGGAGGAGGCGGGCAGAAGGAUGAGGAGCCUGAUACACCUGUCGACCCAAUUAAGGAAGCGGAGGAAGAAUAUUAUCGCCAGGUAGCACAGUCUCUCUGGUCACCCUUGGACAAGGUGUAA
Eriocheir sinensis (Chinese mitten crab) is the source of this 1779-nucleotide messenger RNA. RefSeq names its product dynein axonemal intermediate chain 2-like (gene Dnai2). The transcript is spliced from 12 exons. NCBI's taxonomy places the organism in Eukaryota, Metazoa, Arthropoda, Malacostraca, Decapoda, Varunidae. The record is from RefSeq and is a predicted model, not a curated record. Gene Ontology annotation, biological process: outer dynein arm assembly; cilium movement. The coding region runs from base 1 to 1779 and encodes 592 amino acids. Gene Ontology annotation, cellular component: outer dynein arm. Gene Ontology annotation, molecular function: dynein light chain binding; dynein heavy chain binding.